CAUCGCAUACACCCCACCAAAAGCAAACCAAGAAAUGAGUGUUUCGAAAGAGGAAACAAAACCAAAGCCGUCAAGCACCGGACUUCAUGUCGGAGGGAGAAGAGAAGCUCGCAUGUCGGGGGAAGCCUGAAAACUGUCGUCUCCUUCGCAAGAGUGAAUCGCGGACCGUCGCUAGAGGGAGUAUCCAUCGCUGGGCUGGUUCUGGAACGUCUCGCCGGAGAAAACUACCUUCGUCGGAGAAGGAACUAGCCGCGCCGCCGGAGAAGGAAGAACCACCUCUGAGUUUGACGAUGUUGUCGCCGCUGCAGAACCAAACCGCCGUUUCAGACAACCUUGGUCGCACAACGAGGAAGAUGAUCGACGCUACUACUGUUGCUUCUUCAUUUUUCCUUAGGAACGACGUUGCAGGGUGAUCCUUAGAGACAAGAAUAGAAGAGAACAAGUAGGAGCAUCAAGACUUAAGGUGAUGAGUUGGAAGCUUAUGUUGACUGAUUGGUUGCUUGAACCUGAGAGCGAUUUAGAAGAUGCCUUAGUUAAAUAUAGUCAUGAAAUAAACAUUUAUUUAUUAGUUUUUAUUGUUCUGUUUUAGUUGCAUGUGCAUCCGGUUGAGAGAUGACCGGAUGUGGCGGUAACACCCAUUUCCCUAUUUUAGACUUCCGCUGUACUCUUUAAAUUUUAUUAUCAAUAAAUAAAAGUUUUAUUUCAAUUA
Molecule: messenger RNA, 709 nt
Organism: Cuscuta europaea
Lineage: Eukaryota; Viridiplantae; Streptophyta; Magnoliopsida; Solanales; Convolvulaceae
Source: the annotation of a GenBank genome assembly